Molecule: messenger RNA, 312 nt
Organism: Aureobasidium melanogenum CBS 110374
Lineage: Eukaryota; Fungi; Ascomycota; Dothideomycetes; Dothideales; Saccotheciaceae
Exons: 3
Coding region: 1-312 (103 amino acids)
Source: RefSeq, a predicted model, not a curated record
AUGGCAUUCACAAGAUCAGCAAACACCACCACAGCCAGCAAGCCAUCUCUCUUGGGACGCCUGAAGGGCAAUAAUCGCACCGUCACGACUACGACUAAGCACUCGACGAACCCAAUCACUGGAAGUCACACGACAACGACCACCAAAAAGGAAUCCGUACAAAAGCGCAAGCCAACAGUUGGCGACAAAGUCAGUGGUGCUAUGAUGAACCUCAAGGGCACCGUCACAGGCAAGCCCGGCGUCAAGGGAGCAGGAACCCGUAGAAUGAACGGAACUGAUGGCAAAGGUUCGCAUUACACGCGUACUUAUUAG